Messenger RNA from Ophidiomyces ophidiicola, 1146 nucleotides. It is a transcript of the gene DUG3, whose product is annotated as glutamine amidotransferase subunit. NCBI's taxonomy places the organism in Eukaryota, Fungi, Ascomycota, Eurotiomycetes, Onygenales, Onygenaceae. The record is from RefSeq and is a predicted model, not a curated record. Bases 1 to 1146 code for a protein of 381 amino acids. The transcript is spliced from 4 exons.
AUGUGCCGCUUUCUAGUAUACAAAGGUAGAAAUGACAUUCUCUUGAGCAAACUCAUCACGGAGCCGUCCCAUUCCAUUCUUACACAGUCAUAUGAUUCCCGACUCAGAUUGGACACCCGCCGCCCUGUAAAUGGCGAUGGGUUUGGCGUAGGCUUCUACACAGACCCCAAACUCGGCGGUGACCCUUGUAUAUUUACGUCCACUCUCCCUGCUUGGAAUUGCGAGAAUCUCGAGCGAAUAGCAUCGAAAACCUGCUCUUCCUUAGUUUUUGCACAUGUACGAGCCACAACCGAAGGCGCGUUGGCAGAUAACAAUUGCCAUCCAUUCCAACAUAACACCCUCAUGUGGAUGCAUAAUGGAAAUUUGGGAGGAUGGAAAUAUAUAAAGCGGACUCUAGCAGACUCCCUUGCGGACAAGUGGUACUUGGGCGUCAAAGGAGGUACAGAUAGUGAAUGGGCAUUCGCCUUGUUCUUAGAUCUGAUGGCACGAGAAGGGGUUGACCCAAGUGCAGCACCAGAGGAAGGAUUUGGACAUGUUUUGCUACGCACAGUCAUGGAAAAAACAAUCAAAAGAAUCAACGAUAUGAUUGCCAAUAUUCCAGAGGCGGGUAGAUUGACUGAUUUGGAGACGAGAAGUCUUCUCAAUUUCGCAGUCACUGAUGGGCACACCGUAGUCUGCACACGCUAUGUGAGUAGCAAGACUGACGAAGCAGCAAGUUUGUACUUCUCAUCCGGAACAAAAUGGAAGGAGGGGAAAACCAAAGGACAUUUUAAGAUGGAGAGACACGAUAAAGGAGCCGAUAUUGUUCUCGUUGCGAGUGAGCCUUUAACCUUUGAAAGACAUAAUUGGGUCACCGUACCAACAAAUUCCAUGCUCACAAUUCACAAACAAACCGUCUUAAUUCAUCCCAUCAUGGAUGAAUUUUAUGAUGAAGACCCAAAUCAUGACCGCUCUGCUGGUUUUGCGGUCUCCAAGGGUCUCGUCAGUAAGGCACCCGGAACAACGGUUGUGCCUGAUGAAACAGGAUCCCCAAACACAUCUGAAUCCACGACCCCUAUCGAAGAACAGGUCAACGGGCAUCAGAGAACAAACGAGCUCCGCAAGCUCUAUCUUUUGAAGAAGAAAAUGGCGCAAGCCAGUCUUUGA